AUGACGUCAUCUGAGCAAUUUCGCCCCCACGGAGAUGCAAGGAGACCGGAGGAUUGGACAAAUCAAGGACAAUACCACAUUUUGGUGCUCAACCGAGCCCAUACCCAACGGUUCACAGAAUUUCCAGUCGAAGUCAACAUGUUUGCAAAGAGAUGGUCUCUUGUCGCGUUUGUGGAAUACGUCACCAAAGAUAAUAGAAUCCCACCAAUAAUAAGUUUGAAUCCUCAAAUCAUUGCUUCGUUAAUGUGGCUGUCAACUUGUUGUAUAGCAUGA
This is a messenger RNA of Caenorhabditis remanei, 273 nucleotides long. RefSeq lists its product as uncharacterized. NCBI's taxonomy places the organism in Eukaryota, Metazoa, Nematoda, Chromadorea, Rhabditida, Rhabditidae. The record is from RefSeq and is a predicted model, not a curated record. The transcript has a single exon. Bases 1 to 273 code for a protein of 90 amino acids.